Molecule: messenger RNA, 2639 nt
Organism: Quercus robur (English oak)
Lineage: Eukaryota; Viridiplantae; Streptophyta; Magnoliopsida; Fagales; Fagaceae
Exons: 3
Coding region: 75-2384 (769 amino acids)
Cellular component (GO): plasma membrane
Molecular function (GO): protein phosphatase 1 binding; protein phosphatase regulator activity
Source: RefSeq, a predicted model, not a curated record
UUUCUCUCAAAAAUAUCAAAACAACGUAGAGUGGCAUAUCGUUUAGAUAGAGAAAUAUUGGAGCUACUAAGAGAAUGAAUCCCUCUGGUUCUUCUGAAGCUGAUCAAGCAUCUGGUCAGUCUUCGCAAACAAAGGACAGCAUUGUCAUGGAACCUAUUCAUUACAACGCUGCAGCAAAAAUCGAAAGAGAAGAUAUUCCAAAGCCUCUUAACCUCACUAGCCCAAUCGAAAUAUCAGAAGAAUCGAAAUCAGAAUCUGGUGAGCCUGCUCAAGCAGAGGUCAACAUUGGCAUGAAGGCUGAUUACUACGAAGGUGCAGCAAAUGGUGACAUCGAGGUCUUCAAAGAUAUUCUGGAGCCUCUUGACCAACUACUAACCCCAAAUAGAAACACAGUCCUUCAUAUUUACCUCUCAAGCCUAAAAGAGUCAGAAUCAAAAGACAAAAAAUCAAAAAAUGCAUUUAUGUUCUUCCGCGCAAAAGACUCAAAACCAGAAGAUUCAAAAUCAUCAACUGCCUUCGUCGAAGAAAUUCUUACGAAGUGUCCAUUACUGCUAAUGCAAGCUAAUGUCAAAGGUGAAACUCCCUUGCAUAUUGCAGCAAGGUAUGGGCACGCUGCCAUUGUGGAUGUUUUAAUUAAAUGUGCAAGAGAAAGAGCUCCCCAAGAAGACCCCGAAAAUGGGGUUAAUUACGCGGUCCAAAAGAUGCUGGAGAUGACGAAUAAUGAAAAGGAUACCGCGUUGCAUGAGGCUGUACGAGGUAAUCAUCUUAGGGUAGUGGAACAGUUGAUUAAAGAGGGCAAAGAUUUUUCAUAUUCUCAGAAUGAUGUUGGUGAGACUCCACUUUACAUAGCUGUGGAGAGAGGAUUUAUAUAUGUGGCGUUACACAUUUUGAAAACCUGUACAUCACCGGCUCAUGAUGGUCCCCUUGGUAGAACAACGUUGCAUGCUGCAGGAAUUGUACACAAUUACGGUAAUGUCUAUUUAUUUAUUUUCAAUACUCCAACAUUAAUGGUACCGGAAAUUCUGGAAGGGGUAGCACAACAAGAACGAAGUGCUUUCAUUAAACAAGUUGACAAACAGUGUUGGACUCCUCUUCAUUGUGCUGCAUUCUUUGGUUCUUAUUUCCUCAUAACCCCGUUGCUGGAAAUUGAUAGAUCUAUAGCAUACAUGAAAGAUGCAAAGGGCAUGACGGCUCUUCACAUUGCAGCUCAUCGAGGCGAUAUGUUGUUUGUAAAUAUUAUUUUAGAACAUUGUCCUGAUUGUUGCGAACUAGUUGACGAGAGAGGCUGGAAUGCACUCCAUUUUGUCGUGAACUCAUCUAGUAGUUAUUGGGCUGACUCUGACUAUGGAGUGAAGUACAUCCUAGAGAAAUAUUCAUCACUCAGCAACCUUUUAAAUGAAAAGGAUGCCCGCGGGAACACACCUCUCCAUCACCAUUCCAAAUCAUUGCAUUAUUCAAAGGAUGUCAUGUGUCAUAGUAGAGUGGAUAAGAUGGCCUUCAACAAAAGCAACCUCAAUGCUUACGAUGUCGCUUUAACUAGUGAAGAAUUAUCUGAUGAAAAGUUUAUGCAGAUUACCCGAGCAUUUAGUGGCAAUGAUGGUCGUCAUAAAAUUCGAAGACGCUUUGAUGAUGAUAUCUUAUCAAAGAGAAAAGAUUCUGUAGAUGAAGGGGGGCGCUUGAAACCUUGGAAAUCCCGUAAAGACCGAUUUGUUUCUGGCAUGAAAGAAGCAUCCCAAUACCAUUUGGUGGUGGACACACUCAUUGCAACCGUGGCUUUUACAGCAGGUAUUACCAUGCCUGGGGGUUUCAGAGAUCAUGGUGGCCCACACCCAGGCUCUGCAAUUCUGACGGGAAAUACUGCUUUCAAAGCAUUUGUUAUUACAAAUACCUUAGCCAUGGUGCAAUCUUGUUCUGCUGCCUUUAUCCACCUAUUCAUGCCUCUAUUGUUUCUCGACAAAAAUAUUAUUGGAGGCUUUUCUUUCCUUCUGGCCUCACUAGCCUUCUGCCUUUCCAUAUCUGCCAUGGGAGCGAUGAUGCUGGCAUUUGUCACAGGCACAUACGCUGUGUUAAUGCAUUCCUUGAAUCUUGCCAUUGCCAAUUCUGUCAUCGGAUUGUGCUUCUUUAUCGUCCUUUUUCUUGUAAGUAUCGGUACUUCACAAUAUUUGCACGAAAUUUGGAGCGUAGGUUUGUCUUGGUUUUUUGAAAAUGAAGUGCUUGGGAUGAUUAGCUGGUUACUUUGGUGCAUUCUCUACGUACCUGCUUUGGCUUUUUUCAGUUGUAUCAUAUGGUGCGAAUCAUGUUAUGAAGCUCUUAAAGACCGCUUUUUGCGUCUUAGAGGGUCUCAGAGGAGCAGGAAUGAUGCAGAUCAAUCAACAGCAAGUUAAGCUUUGUGUUUCAGUUACUGCAUCAUCAACUACAGUCGUAUUUACCAUUUACUCAGCACUUCAGCAAACUACCUGUCGGUCUUAAUGUUUUAGUUCUGUUAGUACUUUCAGUUGUCACACGUGCAGUGCACGUGAUUGAUUAAUCCAGUUGCCCAUUUCCUAUUGUUCAAGCUAUGUUACAGUGAGUGAGUUUUUCAGAUCCUUUUUUGUACCCAAAGUCUCCGUUCUCAGUAUAUAAGGACGGAGAAAGUUGUA